Molecule: messenger RNA, 1626 nt
Organism: Wallemia ichthyophaga EXF-994
Lineage: Eukaryota; Fungi; Basidiomycota; Wallemiomycetes; Wallemiales; Wallemiaceae
Product: Protein SMG7
Exons: 2
Coding region: 1-1626 (541 amino acids)
Biological process (GO): nuclear-transcribed mRNA catabolic process, nonsense-mediated decay
Cellular component (GO): telomerase holoenzyme complex
Molecular function (GO): protein binding; telomeric repeat DNA binding; telomerase RNA binding
Source: RefSeq, a predicted model, not a curated record
AUGAGCAUCACGGAAAAAGCAGCGAGCAAAAGUCCUUGGGAUACAGACUUGACAUUCCUAACGCAGUCGUACAAGCGUACGCAUCUCAAUGCACUGCUAAUGGGCCCAGAUGACGCUGUACAAUCCACGCUUAGUGCGCUGUGGAACAACACCUCACAUAAUCUCAUUACAGAGUAUAGACGUCGCAUACGCAAUUUAGAUGGCUCUGAGAAACAAUCUAAAGUUUCUUACGAGAGAAGACGCGUCUUGCAGCACUUUCACUCCUUUCUUACCAAAGAAAAACGUUUCUACGUCGAUAUCAUCAGCCGAACUAUCUCACUGUACAGCCUCGAUGAAUACAAGUACACUAUUAAUGCGAUUGACUCGCAGGAUGGCGAUCAUAAGCAGGAUGUGCAGAUGGAUGUCGAUAGCGAUGAGGAAGUGACACGCGCAGAUGUCUCCUUAGACUACUCCAACACCGUAGCUGACGAGGGCUCCUUCGACAGAAAUUUGCGGGCGUGGAUUAUUUACCGCUGUCUCAUCUACAUUGGUGAUCUGCUGAGAUAUAAAGAGCUGUACAAUGAGGAGAAAGGUCGUCCUAAAGCUGGGCAGCACGUAAAGGACAAUGGAAAGAGACGUAUCUAUACUCAGGUCGUUGCUUGCUACAAUCUCGCAAAAUCAGUAAAUCCUCAUGAAGCACUCCAUUUCAAUAGCUUGGCUGUGGUGUGCAGCUAUAACGAUGACAAUUUAGGUGCACUCUACCACUACUACCGUUGCAUCACUACCACGAAAGCACCAAAACAGCCUCAGAAUCUCGCACGCAAUAACAUCACCUCCAUUCUAAACAAGGUACUGGACGAGAGUGUGGAGGAAAAUACUGACGGAGGUGACUAUAAUGUAUUAGUUAAACAGCUGAUAAAGAUCCACGCCAUGCUCUACUUGAAUCGCAAUGACAUACAAAGUGUCACCAAACUAGUCAACAAUUCCACGCGUCUCUUUAGGAAGCUGCUGGAUACACACACUCUCAAUUCUGAGACAAUCACUAGAAUCGUCGCUGUCAACAUUUGCUUAUACCAUUCUUUGCGCACCUAUAGACAAAUUGAUAUAGCCGGUGCGAACAUGUCGACGGAGGUGCGGAAGAGUACCGCACACAAAUACCUCGUACGUCUCAUCACCCAUCUCAUGCGCAGCGUGCGCGUGAGUUUGGAAGAGGUUGAUAGUGGGACCGGGAGCGAAGGUGAUGACGUCAGGUUGUCACACCUGCUGACUACUUCGAUGAGGAGAUCGCUGCCAGCACUGCGCCUUAGUAUGCACUGGCUCAUCUCCAAUAUAGAUCACCACCUCAAAGCCAAGAUGGGAUCCAAAAGUAACAGUAUACCGGAGUUCUGGAGUGAGAUGGAGUAUUUCAGAGAUACGAUACAUAAGUGCUUCUAUGGACUCGAUUUCCCGAAGUGUGGCUAUGCAUUCGAUGAAGAUGAGGAGUUCUCGGAAUUCGAGGGCGUGAAGAGGUGCAAAUUUUUUAUCAACACUGUCUCAGCGGAGGAAGUGCGGCGAUUGAGACGAGAGAGACAUCCUAAUGAAGACCAAUUUGAUAGAGUGAUGGAUGUUAAUGAGCUGGUUAAUAAGGCACUUUCUAAAAACGGAUAG